Pistacia vera is the source of this 2393-nucleotide messenger RNA. Its product is annotated as fatty-acid-binding protein 1-like. Gene Ontology annotation, molecular function: intramolecular lyase activity. Lineage: Eukaryota; Viridiplantae; Streptophyta; Magnoliopsida; Sapindales; Anacardiaceae. The transcript has 4 exons. The record is from RefSeq and is a predicted model, not a curated record.
UUGAGCAGUUCAAGGCCUCCCUCUGUUCUCUAUAUAAACAACUCAUGCUGUGUCCUGAAGUUGCAGCCCGACCAACACAAAAAAAUUUAGCAUCUCUUUCUUUCUUUCUGUGUUCCUUUAAUCCUUUCAUUUUGAUUUUGAAGAAUGACAACCACAUCUGAGGACGUGAUUGCAAAAACUGAGGAGGAGGUGGCAAUGGAGAUUGAACCCCAAACCGGGCUUUCCUUUCCUGUUAAACUGGAUGAUGGGAAGCAGCUGACUUGUCUUGGUUUGAGGAAGAGGUCUAUGCUCGGCAUUGGCAUCAAGAUUUAUGGCUUUGGGAUGUAUGCAGACAAUGGGAAACUUAAAGAAGUUCUGAAGUCAAAGAUCGGUAAAGCCCCGGAAAAACCCACAGAAGAAAUGUAUCAGGUGGCAAUUGAUAGUGAUGUGGAGAUGACGGUGAGGCUGGUGAUUGUAUUUUUUAAAGUCACCAUGGGCAUGGUAAGAAAGAAUUUUGAUGAAGGUCUUGGAGCAUCCAUAAAGAAACUCGAUGGCGGGAAGAAGAAUGAUGAGCUAGCAACCAAGGUGAUGGGUCAAGCAUCAGAUGACUUGAAGCUACCAUCUGGUUCUGUAAUUGAGAUUUCUCGUCUUCCAGGACACAUUCUUGAAACCAAAGGUUGGAUACAAAGAUGAAAAUGAUAACUGUUAAAAAUUUACAUAUCCAAUUACAUUUUACAGAAAUUUAACAAUGUUUGUUUGGUGGAUGCAGUGAAGGGUGAGCUAAUAAGCAGGGUGGAGAGUGAACUUCUCUGCAGGGCGUACAUUAACAUGUACCUGGGAGACGAUCCAUUGGACAAAGAGGCCAAAGAGAAAUUUGGAACGUCCAUGCUUUCUCUCUUCGAAUCCUGAACUGAAACAGAUCCUGGAAUUGAAGGGAAUAAGAUCCAAAGUCUAUAGAAUAAAAUUCCAAGUGUUGUCAAUUCUGAAUUUUCUGUUUUCGUGAUCGAAUAUCAUGCAUUUGUUGAAUGUAGAAAUCAUAUAACUCAGAGCUAAAAGAUUUCUUUCCGGAUACUCAUUCACUUGACAAUGUUUGCAUACAGAUAAAUGAGGGGAUUCCUCACCAUCACAAAGAGCCUUGAAAGAUCAUCGACUCAAGGAAAUUUUACAUCAGAAAACAAAAUAAAUUUGAGUAGAUUAAGCUUGAGCCGAAAGUGGUAUUUGUUGAUUCUCAUUGUCAUAUAACAAGAAUUAUAGUGUUAACUUUAGCUUUUGUUAAUUCUGUGUCAUAUUCAAAGUGGUUUCCACAUGAUCAUGUUUAUUAUACCAAUCAUAUAAUUUACUGCUUGGAGAAGGCAAGUGGAUUUCAUCACCUGGCCGCAUUUUAUGUAAUCUUCACAACACUGCUAAAAAAACUGGAGUUUCCGUUAGAAAAAAUUCCUAAUUGUGGGCUUAUAUUAAUAUAUGUUAGUUUUGAUUACAACGGAGUAAAUUAAUAGUCCACUAAUAUACUAAUGGGUUUAAUGAGAUCAUAUUAAAGUUUGAUCCAUUACACUUCAUUUGAUUAAUCUUGACUGACAACAAAGUGUGGGUCUUAGGAUUAUUGGGCCUUUAAUGGGAGGGCCUAAUAAACUAUUAUUAAGUUGGUUAAGUCCCCUUUCCAAACUAUAUAAGAUAACUGAAACCCAUUUUGGAAGUUAUCAUCAGGUUGCGUCAUUAGAAAAGAAGACUUACGCUCUUUGCCUUUUGGGAAAAACAAUCGCUGCUCUUUUAAGAAAGCCAAGGAUCAAGAAUCAUGACACAAAUAGUGAACAAUGAUAAUGCAACCAUUGAGGUCCUGACUAGUAGUAACUAUAAGAGAUGGAAGCAAGACAUAGAUUUUGCUUUGGGGAUUGCUGAUAUUGAUAUGGCUCUGCGAGAGAAUGAACCACCUGUGCCAACUGUGGAAAGUAGUGUUGCAGAAAGGGAUUUAUAUGCUAGAUGGGAGAAGUCAAACAGGCUGAGUCUAAUUGCAAUGCAGAGAACCAUAGCUGAUUAGUUGAUGAGUGGUUUACCUGAGACCACUAAUGCUAGGGUGUUUCUCACUGCUAUUACUUAGAGGUUUCAAGUUUGUAAUAAUGUUGAAGCUGGCAACUUGAUGAGUGCAUUAACUGAAGCCAAAUAUGAUAGUUCCAAAGGAGUGAAAGAGUUCAUUUUGAGAAUUGUAGAUAUUCAGUCGAAGCUUAGAAACCAUGAGAUCCCAAUCAACGAUAACUUCAUUGUUAAUCAUACCCUAAACUCGCUACCCAUAGAUUUCAGUCAGAUCAAGACAACUUAUAUUGCUUAGAGUCAGACUUGGAGUAUUAAUGAUCUGAUUACCAAGUUUGUGGCUGAAGACAAUGUUAGUGUAUGCUCUAGGAACCAAUCGUAUUGUUGGU